Sus scrofa (pig) is the source of this 9685-nucleotide messenger RNA. It is a transcript of the gene AGBL1, whose product is annotated as AGBL carboxypeptidase 1. Gene Ontology annotation, biological process: proteolysis; protein side chain deglutamylation; C-terminal protein deglutamylation. The record is from RefSeq and is a predicted model, not a curated record. Lineage: Eukaryota; Metazoa; Chordata; Mammalia; Artiodactyla; Suidae. Gene Ontology annotation, molecular function: metallocarboxypeptidase activity; zinc ion binding.
UCCCUGCCCCCAUGCCCGAGUGCUCAGCCCUCCCUUGCCGGGGCUCACCUAAUCCCCGCAGUGGGAGUCGGGGGGCAUCCGCGCAGGCCCAGGGCUAGGGUUGCAGCACGGUCACUUCACACUCGGCAGGCAGCAUGUGCAGCUGAGGCCCCUCUCCGGGCUGCAGACUCCCUCGAGGCGGGCAGCGAGGUCAGCCUGGCAGCCGCUGCCUCUCUCCAGCCCAGAUCUGGCCUCAGGCAGCCGGUUCCCGGACCCGAGGAAGUGAUGGCGGAACAGGAAGCCAGUGGGUUGCAGGUCCUGCUGCAAACACUCCAGAGUUCCUCUGACAAGGAGUCAAUCCUGACCAUCCUCCAGGUCCUUGGAGAUCUGCUUUCCGUUGGCACAGACCGGAGGAUUCGCUACAUGAUCAGCAAGGGUGGUAGCGAAGCCCUUCUGCAGACCCUGGUGGACACUGCCCGGACAGCUUCUCCAGACUAUGACAUCCUGCUGCCCCUCCUCCGGCUGCUGGCCAAAGUUGGCCUGCGAGAUAAAAAGUUUGGACAGAAGGCACUGGAAUUGGAAGCACUUGAUGUGACAUUGAUUCUGGCCAGGAAAAACCUGUCCCACAGCCAGAACCUCCUGCACUGUCUCUGGGCUCUGCGUGUGUUCACUUCUAGUGUCACCACAGGAGCCAUGCUAGGAAUUAAUGGAGCAAUGGAACUGCUUCUCAAGGUCAUCACCCCUUACACCCAGAAGCACACCCAAGUAAUCAGGGCAGCCACUGAAGUUCUGGCAGCACUGCUGAAAUCCAAGUCUAACAGCCGCAGGGCGGUGAACAGAGGCUAUGUCUCGGGCUUGCUCAGGCUGCAUCAGGACUGGCACAGCCAUGACACAGCCAAUUCCUAUGUAUUGACGCGGGCGCUUCUGCUCUGCCUCAAGCAUAUUGCCAACCUCCGGUCUGGCAGGGAGGCCUUCCUGGCAGCUCAGGGCAUGGAGAUCCUGUUCAGCACAACACAGAACUGCCUGGAUGACAAAAUUCUGGAGCCCGUCGUCUCCAUUGUGCUUCAGAUCCUGAGGCAAUGCUACCCUAAGAGCCCGCUUCCCUUGGUCACAGCCAAUAGCGCAUACACCUUCCCAGGCACUAGGAGCAUCACCUCUGACCCGCCACAUGUUCUAACUGAAGAAGAUUUUGAAGAGGAUGGUGAGGAAGAGGAGGACAAAGACUUGGAUUCUGAAGAUGUGAAAGAGGAAGAUGAUGACUUGGAAACAGAUGUGAACAAGCUGAGUUCCAAACCUGGUCUUGACCGACCUGCAGAGGAAUUAAUGCAGUACGAGGCGAUGUGUCUUGAGCUCUCCUGCAACUUCAAGGAACUGGAGUCUGAAGCUGGAGAUGAUCUGACGUUUGAUGAGACUCAGUAUACCAAUCACCACCACAUUCCGACCCCUGUCUCCCUCAAGGGGUGUUGCUUGAAUAAGGACCAAGUUUUCUGGGGACAUGAAAGAGAAGCCACAGCCCAAACCUCCCUUCUGAGCAGGGUGAAGAUGGGGAGGUCCAACCUACAUCACUCCAAAAAAGGACCUGGAAUGAGCCCACACCAAAAUGUCCAAUCCAAAGGUUUUGGGCUCAGUUCUUCUGGAAGUAAAAGCCCCAGUAUCCAGCCACUCAUCAAAGAGGACACUUGGGACAUAGACGUGAUUUCCUGCCCAAGAAUGAGUGCCUCCUUGACCAAUUCCACUCAGCCUAAAGAAAUUGCUGAAUUAAUGGAUAAGCUUCUGCAGACACAUCCCAAGAGUAUGGCCUUCCAUGACCCCUAUCUUUAUAUGGCCAAAGCUAGAAGAACCAGAUCUGUUGCUGACUUCACAAUGAUGUCAUUUCCUGAUUUCUGGGGACACUGUCCACCUGCCUCUGCCCAGUCCAUGUUGGAACGUAAAUGUGGAGUUCAAAGGAUCAAGAUAUUUGAGGAUGUCCGGAGGCUCAUCCAGCCAAAUGAUGUUAUAAAUAAAGUUGUCUUCAGCUUAGAUGAGUCUUGGCCUUUGCAUGACAUUGCUUCUGACUGCUUACAAUUCUUCUCCAAGUUUGAGUCAGGAAAUCUUCGCAAAGCAAUCCAAGUGCGUGAGUUUGAGUACGACUUACUGGUCAAUGCUGAUGUGAAUAGUGCCCAGCACCAGCAGUGGUUUUACUUCAGGGUGACAGGUAUGAGGACUGCCAUCCCUUACCGCUUCAACAUCAUCAACUGUGAGAAGCCCAACAGCCAGUUCAAUUACGGGAUGCAGCCCACGCUGUAUUCUGUGAAGGAGGCUCUUCUAGGCAGACCUGGCUGGGUACGGACAGGCUAUGAAAUCUGUUAUUACAAAAAUCAUUAUCUCCAGAGUGCAGCCAUCACAGGGGGAGCAUCUGGGAAGUACUAUUACACCCUCACCUUUACCAUCACCUUCCCGCAUGAUGAGGAUGCCUGCUACCUGGCCUACCACUACCCCUACACCUACACCACCCUCAUGACUCACCUUGACAUUCUGGAAAAAAGCGUGAACCCCAAGCAGGUCUAUUUUCGGCAUGAGGUUCUCUGCCAGACGCUUGGAGGGAAUCCCUGUCCACUGGUGACCAUCACUGCCAGGCCAGAGUCUAACAGCACCGACCAUCUGGAGCAGUUCCGGCAGCGCCCAUACCAGGUGAUUACUGCUCGAGUUCAUCCAGGGGAGAGCAAUGCCAGCUGGAUGAUGAAGGGGACCUUGGAGUUCCUGGUCAGCAGUGACCCUGUGGCUCAGCUCUUGAGAGAAAGCUUCAUUUUCAAGAUCAUCCCCAUGCUCAACCCAGAUGGUGUCAUCAACGGCAAUCACAGAUGCUCACUGAGAGGGGAAGAUUUGAAUAGACAGUGGCUCUCCCCCAAGGCUCAUCUCCAGCCUACAAUCUACCAUACCAAAGGGCUCCUCCACUACCUAUGCAGCAUCGGCCGGAGGCCCAUGGUGUUCUGUGAUUUCCAUGGUCACUCCCAAAAGAAGAAUGUGUUUCUUUAUGGUUGUAGCAUCAAGGAGACCUUGUGGCAAGCAGAGUCCACUGUGGGCACAUCAGACCUCUCGGAAGAUGUCAGCUACAGGACUCUUCCCAAAAUCCUUGAUAAACUAGCACCAGCAUUCACAAUGAGCAGUUGCAGCUUCCUCGUGGAGAAGUCUCGAGCCUCCACAGCCCGGGUUGUGGUGUGGAGAGAGAUGGGAGUGCCCAGAAGCUACACCAUGGAGAGCAGCUACUGCGGCUGCAACCAGGGCCCCUAUCAGGGUCUACAGUUUGGUACCCGUGAACUGGAAGAGAUGGGAGCCAUGUUCUGCUUGGGCCUCCUCAUCUUGGAACUCAAGUCUGUAAGCUGCAGCCAUCAGCUCCUGACCCGCGCAGCAACUCUACUGAAUGCCACAGAGGAAUCUCUGGACCACCACCUCCAACGAUGCAGCAGCAGUAGCAGCACCACUUCAGAACUGGAUGAUGAACCUCCCUGCCUGGAGGAGAUUGAUUACAGUACCGACAGCAGCUCAGACCAGGAAGGGAACUUCUCCGAGCUGGACCGCCAAAUCCAGGAGUGCGCUUUCAAGAAGGAUGAGGGAGAGGAAGAAGAGGAGGGGCCAGGGCAGGAAAGAAAAGCCAUCUCAUAACCCCAAGCCUCAUCAAGUGUUGUGCCUCUAACUAUUGGAUUAGCUGCUAUGUUGUUGCUUUACCAUCAGACACACAAAAUUUUGGCCAUAUGAAGUCAACCACUUUACAUCCAGAUUUUGUCCUAGUUUUGUUAUGCCUAGAGAGUGGCUGCUUCUUAAUUACAGCACUUUGCAUAUAUAGUUAGGUGGCUUUUGGGGCCCAUGCAUGUUGUCAUUAUGCUAGAAUAGAAGACUUUUCAAGACGACUAUGGAUCCUCUGAAGACUGUUCGGAGCUCUUUUCCAUUCCUGUGCUUGAAACUGGAGGAGUAGGAAUUGGACUUUCUUCAUAUUUUCUCAGCCAGAAUUCUAAGUGAUUAAGUUGUUCUAUAGAUGAGUGUUACCCCCCACCCCUGUUGUUUCCUUACUCUACCAUUGGAGCAACUCAUCCCAAACCCUGAGCCCCACAGAGACAUCAGGAGUCCUCAGAGGGUUUUCAGUUGCUUGGUGAUUGAUCAUAAAGGCUGUAUAAUCAAGUAAUCACCUCUAGUUGAUUUUAAUAGUAUACAUUUUGCAGAUCCAGUAUAAGCCAGGAGCUGUCCUAGAUUCUAAGGGAAGGGGCACAAUGUUGAAUAAGAUAUGGCCAUUGGCCUUAAUAAAUUUGAAAAUCCUAUGAAAUUCAGACCACUAGCCAUGAUCCUAAGAGGCCACAAGGCAUGGUGGGCAAUUCAUUCAUUUUAAAAUCAGAUAUAUGUGGCUCAUAUCUUGAAGCUGGCAGUUACUUGUUAUGAGAACUCAGGCAAGUAAUUAAAUCUCCCUAAACCACAGUUCAAUGAAGAUAAGUGUAUCUAUAUCAUAGAGUUAUUGUGAAGAUGAAAUGAAAUAAUAUGUAAAGUAUACAGUUUGGCACAUGGUAGACACUCAACAACAUUGGCUUGUUUUCUGCCUAACACAGGCAGAGCAUUCUGUGGAUGUAUUCUCACCAUUAAAAAAAAAAUCUAUGGAGUUCCCGUCGUGGCGCAGUGGUUAACGAAUCCGACUAGGAACCAUGAGGUUGCGGGUUCGGUCCCUGCCCUUGCUCAGUGGGUUGACGAUCCGGCAUUGCCGUGAGCUGUAGUGUAGGUUGCAGACGUGGCUCGGAUCCCGCGUUGCUGUGGCUCUGGUGUAGGCCUGUGGCUACAGCUCCGAUUCGACCCCUAGCCUGGGAACCUCCAUAUGCCGCGGGAGUGGCCCAAGAAAUAGCAAAAAGACAAAAAAAAAAAAAAAAUCUAUGGAGUCAUAUGGUUGGGAAGCACUCUCUUCCUGGAGGGGAUCAGGCAGAGAGGUUGCAUAGGAGCAGAGCCUAAGAGGUUGGCAUUGCUUAGAACAAGUGAAAAUGGAGCCACAUCCUUCAACAUACAGAUAGAAACAGUUUAAAAAUUUGAAAGAUGAGAUAUCCAGGGCCAAUGCAGAAAGAAUGAGAGGAGGCAUGGAAGGCAGAUUAGAAUGGAAGAUAAAAUGGAGAGAAGAUGUUAGAUCAAAUUUAUGUUCAUCCAGAUACCGGAUAUACUGAGUUAGAAUUAAGCUUGGCUAUGAGAGAUGGAAAAUUCAGAACAGCAGUAGCUUUUGUAAAAUUAAAGUCUAUUUAUUGCUCAUGUGGAAUCUAGAUAUAAGCAGGCCAGAGCUGGUAUCUUGAGUGCAUGGUGUCAUGUACUCAGUUUCAGCAGCUUUCUACCCUUUCAGGUAUUGCUUUUCAUCUUGGUCUAAGAUAGCUGCUGAAGCAUCAGACUUUGCAUCUGCAUCCCAGUCAGCAGUAAGAAGGACAGAAAAGAACAUAUUCUCUGUAUUUCCAAAACUAUGCAUUAUGCUUCUGCUCAAUCUCACCAUGCAGUGGUGAGAAUACAGGUAGCUGAAAAAGAGGUUUAAAAAUGUAGUCUUUAUUUGAGGUAGCAAGGCUAGAACUUUUAAAUUUUAAUAUUAAGGGAAAAGGAAAAAAUGCAUAUUGGGGAUCAAAUCAAAGAGACUUUCCCCGAUACACCUAUCACCAACAAGAGAUUUUAGAAAAAGAAUAAUUUCAGGUAAAACUCAUAGUCCACAGUUCUAGACCAGCAAAGAGCCUCAGGAAAAAAAAAAUGCUGUAAUGUAGCCCUGAGGCAUACAAGAAACUUAUGGCUGUGCUGUGAUUUUUGAAAUAUUUAUUAUUAUUAUCCCUUAGUUUUCCAACUCCCUUUCAAGUUUCUUUGCCAUCAUUCAGAAAUCACAACUCAUUCUUUGUAUCAAGGCAUUCAGGUUUCUGUAAUAUGCACAAAAGGUUUAAGGGAAAUAAUAAGACACUGGAUUCAAAUCCAAGCUGGAAGCAUCUCUUAACUUUACCGACAUUCAAUAUUUCCACUCUUAGAGGAUGGCAUAAUGCUUCUGUUUUUUUCAUUGCUUUGAGGGUCAAGAAGAUAAUAUUGUUGAAAAUGUAAAUGGUGACAGGGAUGGAAAUUAUACUAAUUCAACAUCACCAAAUCACAUCUCUGCUCAAAAUUGCUUAUUUAUAAUGUUUCUGAGAAUAUGACCAGGGCAGGUAAAUUCUAUGUGGUAUGUUCAGGAAAAGCCAGAAACAUAAACUAUUGAUUCAUCUACAUAAAAUAUAUAUUAAUUACCUGGACUCACUCUGUGUCAAGUUACUGAAAGCUUAGAGGAGAGAUGGACAGUAAACAUUUUAUUUUCAUUCAGUGGCACAUGGCAUUAUGGAGCUAUGCAAAUGUGGAUUCAGAAUCACUUCAUCUAACAGAGGCAGUGGUGGUGCAAAAAGUCUACCCAAAGCGAUGAUAAUUUAGUGACUUUUUUGAGGAUGUGUAAGAGUUCCUGGUUAUAAAGAAGAGGAAGGACACGCUAAAAAGUGGGAAGAGCUUGUGCAAAGGCCCUGUGGUAGGUUUGGCACUAGGAAUAAAAUGUCCAAUGUAACUGAUUUAAAAGAUGUACUUCUAUGUGGGCAAAGGAGAUGAGUGACAAGACAGAAAAUCAAAAAGAUAUACAUGGAUCAGAUCAAGCAACAUUUGUCAUUCCUUGAUGAAAAGGUCAGAUUUUAUUCAGAAUGUGCUGGAGGGAGACAAAGAAUUUUCAGCAGAGGCAUGGCCAGGAUAGAUGUCUCCAUGUAUACAUCAUCCUUCUGAACCACUUAUGACUGAUUGACUGUCACCCUCACUGUGCUGGUUGCUCAGUGGUCUGAGAAGUACACUGCGUGUGACAUUAUCAUAUUUGAAGAGCAGCAGGUUUGGGAUAAGGUGAAAGAUAAGGAGUGCAGUUUGGGGCCAUGUUGAGUACUGGGUUCUAUGAGAUGUUCAAUUGGAAAAAGACUUCUCCAGAAGUAUAUCAGAAAAAUAUGUAUAAAAUGAGCUAUAUACAGUGAGCUUGAGGACUUGGGUGGAAGUCUUGAGUAAAUGAGCCCAGGUGCCAGCCAGUUGGAGGAGUUUGCUUGGAGGGAACAAGAGAGUGGGGAGGAAAGCAGACUUUCCUCCAUUCCUGCUGGGAUGGAAGGCCAUUCUGUGUCACACCUCACCCAUCUUCAGUCUACGGGUUGGGAAGGCUCAUCAUAGGUCAAGCACAGAGGGCCCUAGGAGUGGCUUUUCCAGCCUGGCCAGACAUGUGUAUUGCUGGCCAAACCACUAUGGUAAAUUGUGCUGAAAAAUGUUCUAUCGAACUCGGAGCCAAAUGAGAUUAUGCAAGAAUUCCGAUGAGUUGUAAGCUGUAAUAGGAAGCAUAUGAGGUUCAAAAUGUGCAGAGAAAUUGUAUCAAAAGAGGUGAUGUGGGGUCCAGGCCAUAUGCAUGGCAGUUGCUGUCUGGGGCUCUGCACGGCUGAGCUAGAACAGGGGACCUUCUUCACCCCCAGGACAGUCAUCAAGGGUAGAGAAACAUAAGACUUCUUGUGAUUUCCUAAGAGUCAUGUUUCCAGGAUCCCCUAAGCAUGGAAUCUGCUGUCUCUUCAUAACACUUCCCUAUAAGAGUCCUUUUGGCUACUUUAUAGACUCAGGUUCUACCAUUCUCCAUCUUCAGGUUACCAUGGAACAUGGCCUCAUCUUAUCUCAUCAUAGUUGUCUAAGCACAUGAACAUACAUAAAAAUACAUGUACACACACACACACACACACACACAUUCUUCUUGAGCCACAUAUCUACCUAAAUGCUCUCUUUGAGUUUUUAAGUUUUUUCUCAUUUUCCCUCUCUCUGAUAAGCAUCUUUCAUUAUUUCAUCUAAGGUAUCAAGACCCAGUUCAAAUAUCACUUUUCUUUCCUCUCCUAGUCACCCUGAGUCAAGUUAAAUAAUUUCUUUUCUGUGCCCCCAAUGCACUGUUUAUACAUUCAUUUUAUACAAUGCUUGCCAUUUACAACUUUAUUCAUGUGUUUUUUUACAGCUCCUGGUCUGUUUUUUUACAGCUAUUCCCACUGGCCAAUGAAUAGAGACCUCUAAGAUGCAUAGACGACCUGCAAUUAUCUUUAUAUUUCUCCCCACACCUGGCAUAUUUCCUGACACAUUAAACUUUCUCGAAAAUGUAUCUCGCCCCAGCCUCAAAACAGGACAUCCAAUGUCUCAUUGAAACCCCGUACAUUUCCCUUAAAUUCCUCCAUUUUCCAUCUCAAAUCAGAGGGUGUGUUAUAAGAAGGGGAAGUGGUUUCAUUAAAACAUCAUCGAGUACAAGUACAGCCCAGCCCCUCAAGCUGAUUGUUGUCAUGGAAGACUGUUCCCCAUGUGAGGCGAGCAUCAUAAGGGCAGGGUGGCCUUGUCUUUCCUGGAUUGUACAAAUAUUUAGAGAGAGCAGUGAGAACAGAGGAGUAGAAUCUCUGCCAUUUUCACCAAGGUGCUCUGGAGCAUAGGCUCACUGUUGAGAACUGGCACAUGAUUCCAUGUGCAUUGUGCCAACUUGGCUGUCUGGGUGCUUCUUUCAGUCCCAUCCACUGGCUCCAAUUUCUUCUGGGUUUCCAGUAAAAGGACACAGAGCCACAAAGAACAUUCAAAUGUAACCUGAUGGUUGAGUUACAAGCUUGCGUCGCAUGUUGCCGACACAAGUAAGGUCACGUUACUCCCGAGGGAGGAGGAAUUCUCAGCACAGUUUCCAUUGCCUGGCCUGAGCAACUGAGCUCUAGAGUCAGUGUCAUAUUCCCAGGGGAGCCUCUGCCUUCUGGCAAGAAAAGGUUCUUCCAUGAAAUGCCUGGCACUAAUCAGCCUUGUUAGAGACUCAGAAUAGAAACCUGUGGAGGGGAUCUGGGUAUUUGCAUCCUCAGCAGAGUGAUGGAUUUGUUUGACCCUGUUGGUUCAACCCAGCCCUGCCCCCUAAAGGCUCUAGUCCUGGAAAGAUACAUGGUUGUGCAGCCUGCGUACUAAUUGUGCAAGCUUUUUUUGGACAAAAUAACUCAUAAGGUCUGGAGUCUGCUGCUGUCUUCCCAACAGAUGUCCUCCUCUGUUUGUGUUGUAGUUUGGCUCCAUGUGUGCUGCGUGCCCGAAUGAUUCUUGAUAAAAAGUGCUGUUUAGAAAAAAGGAACUGCUAAAAGGAAAUUUUUAGAUAAAAAUGGAUUGUGUUACAGCCUUUCUAUGCCUAAUAAUGAAAAAAGAUUCAACUGUAUACAGCUUAAAAUGAUCUGUUACACACAUUCCAACACAAAAGAGCUGAAAUUGAGUUUGAUUCCCUAAAUACAGACAGACAUACACACACACUCUAGAUAGAUAGAUAGAUAGAUAGAUAGAUAGAUAGAUAGAUAGAUAGACAGACAGACAGACAGACCAGCCCAGGACUUUCAGAAAGAAAACAAAGCAGAUGAGGAAAUGUGUCUCCUCAGACACAUCUUUUAAAGACGGGGGUCGGGUCGCCAGGUGAUGAUUUUUCGCUGUUCUAUCACACAGAAAUUGAAACCGAGGCCUUUGGGGUAGAAUGUGAGACCGUCUCUCAUCAAUAUAUGACAUGAUCUGGCCUUCUAGCAUGUCUAUAUUUUGAGCCUAUUCAGGUCAUAAUGAAAAUGCAUCCAGUUCUCUUUGGAAGAGAAUGCAUAUUUGUCAGAAAAACACCGAUUUAAUCACAUUCUCUUAUCAGAGCAAUGAACUAUUAAAAUCCAUGGAGCAAACUGGUUAU